This is a messenger RNA of Harmonia axyridis, 2886 nucleotides long. It is a transcript of the gene Rubicon, whose product is annotated as run domain Beclin-1-interacting and cysteine-rich domain-containing protein. Gene Ontology annotation, molecular function: phosphatidylinositol phosphate binding. Bases 142 to 2775 code for a protein of 877 amino acids. The transcript has 9 exons. Gene Ontology annotation, cellular component: intracellular membrane-bounded organelle. Lineage: Eukaryota; Metazoa; Arthropoda; Insecta; Coleoptera; Coccinellidae. The record is from RefSeq and is a predicted model, not a curated record.
UUGUUUUGACAAAUGUGUCAUUCAAAAAAUUUUUCAAAGUAGGUGUCAGAAAGAGGUGUAUGGAAUAUGUUUACAUUCCUAUAGUUAUGACCUGAUUAUGUUGUUUAGAUAUAUGAAUUCAAACAUUAGAAGUGUUUCAAUAUGCCAAAAUCAUUAUACACGUUAAAACAUGAACAAUUACUUAGAGAUCUAAAAAAUACUAUAGAUGGAUUGCUUUCAACACAAGUGUCCAAUGUCUGGUCUAUUUAUGGGGGUUUGAAUAGAUUACAUAGUUUAAUGGAUAAAAUAUUCAAGCAUGGAUGUAAGAUAACCGAUGAAGCCAAUGGUUCGUACUACAAUUUUGUUGAAGGACUUGAGUGGCUUCAACCACAUACUUCAACUUGUUUUUUCUCUAUAGAUUGUGAAUAUCAGUCUUACAUGCCAACACAUCUUAAAAAUCAUAAAGGUGGUAUUUGGCUUUACAAGAAUUUGGAGAACCUAUCACUCUCUACAAAAUUAGGAUGGCUUUUAUCUGACAAAGGUCAUUUGAGUGCAUGCUAUUAUUCUCAUGCAUUUUUGUGUAGUGAAGAAUACUCUGAAGCAGUAUUAAUCUGCCUGAAAGCCUUAGAAAGGAACCAACCUAGUCUUAUGGCAGAGAUCAAUCCUUGUUUGUUCUUAUUACAACCCAAUGCUAGGGAUUUUCAUAAAAUACAUAGAAGAUGUUCAUCAUUUCCUGAUAAUUAUCUCGGCAAAAUGGAAUGCAAGUCAAUUCGAAGAAUAAAAAAAUUAGAUGAAAGGCAUAGCAUUUGUGAUAUUACUGAUCAAACCAAAAAAUCUAAAAAUAUUCUCUUUAAGUUAAAACCUUGGAGUAGCACACCAAAUUUGUUUUUAGAUAAAAUGGAUAUUGUCAAAGAAAUUGUACAAAGUAAAACUGUGCCUAAUACUCCAAUGCAUUCUAAAAAAAUCUCUAAAUCAGUUAAAAAAAUAAUAAGGAAUUGUACUUUCUUUAAUAAGGGUAAAGAAGAAAUAGUCCAAGCCUUGUCUGCUUCGACUGCUUCCAGUACAGACAUACCUAAAAAUUUAAAACAAAUUGUUAUAGAUAAUAAAGAUAUUGUUGAAUACACUCCAAGUACUUCUUUUAGUAGUGGAACUACAAUAGGGGAAAAAUAUGACAAUUUAGAACCUAAAACAUCAAUUGGACUGCCCAAAUCCUCAAUGUCAGUUGUAGACUACCCAUUCAGAGCCUUACCAGGAGAAAAAGAUUAUAUAAAAACUCCUAAAAAAUCAUUUAUAGAAGAUGGGGGUAAAAGUGUUCUUCCUAUGUCUACAGGAUAUAUUCCCACUCCAAUGGCAGGACAAAGUUUAUUAUCAUUCUUGACAUCAAGUCAACAAACUCAUUCCAAAGCCGAAUUGGAUCGUGAAAAUGCCCAUUUCAGCAUUUGUGAAGCAGUAAUUUCGGCUAUUGAACAAAUGAAAUGUAAAAAAGACUUGAGGUUGAGUGAUGAUCCCACAGAUGAUAGUGACCCCGAAAUUUUAGAACUAAAGCAAAGAAUAAGAAUUAGAAGAAGACAAAAGAUGGUUGAAAAACAAAGAAGAUUAUGGGCUUCAUCUUUGAUGAAUGAUGGAAUUAAUGAAACUAUCCGUGCAAGUCCACCUUCUACAUCUUCAAAUACAUAUUCAGAAAGCUCAAAUUCUGAUAAUAUUGAUGAUAUUGAAAUAGAUGAAGCUUCUAAUUUAGUGGAAACCAAGGGUCUUUCAAACUCCAUGGCCUCCCUAUUUUCAGAAGCGGAUUUAAGAAGGAAUAGAGGAAUACCAGAUGGGGCAUCUGAUAUAUUGUCAGCUGAGAGUGUAGCCAUAUCCCUCAUGAGUACCUUCAAAGGCAAAAAACUGCCAAAAGCCUCUGAUUUACAAUGGAUUGUAUCUGAAAAAGAUGCUCCUCAAGCAUUGCUUCCAUUACCAAAUAGUUGGCCGAUAAAUCCAGAUGAUCAUUUGACUACAUCAGUUUCUCUGAGGGGUACUGACGAAUGGGCGCCACCAAGACCACAAAUUAUCUUCACUUUACAUCCUUCAUCAACUUUUUUCAGGAGAAAAAAACUUAUGAUAAAACAGAACUUCAGAUGUGCAGGAUGUGGAAUGAGGGUAGCACCACAGUAUGCUUCUAAGUUUAGAUAUUGUGAAUACCUAGGGCGUUAUUUUUGUACUGGAUGUCACUCAAAUCAGCUAGCUCUCAUUCCAGCUCGAAUAUUACACAAAUGGGACUUCUCAAGAUUCCAGGUAUCCACAUUCUCAUAUAGGCUUCUAGACCAAAUGUACACUGAUCCUUUAUUCAGAAUUUUUGAUCUGAACAAAAAGAUCAGCAAGUUUUCCAAGGAUAUAGAUUUUCAUAGAAAAUAUUCUUUAGGAUUAUAUUAUAUAAAGGAUUUCAUUCUAGCAUGUGAUAAUGCAGAAAGUGUGAGGAAAAUUUUGAAGCCUCAUAUUAAAAGUACCAAAGAAGAACUUGACAUGUAUUCUAUGGAGGAUUUAGUAAAGAUCAAAUCAGGAGAAAUGAGAACUAAACUGAAGAAUCUUGUUGACUUAUCCAUCAAACACAUUACAGAAUGCCAGAUUUGUAUGGCCAGGGGACACAUCUGUGAAGUAUGCAAGUCAAAUGAAGUUAUAUUUCCUUGGCAAAUGACAUUAGUAUCAAGGUGUGAUAAUUGUGGUUGUUGUUACCAUAAAACUUGUUGGAAGGUUGGUAUUAAUCCAUGUAAAAAAUGUAUAAGACUUAGUAAAAGGCGGGAAAGCACGACUUCCUAGUUUUUAAAUUUAAUAUAUAUACUCGAAUUUUAUUAUUAUUGUUGUAUUUAUGAAAUAUUUAUUAGUUUAUAUAUAUAUACAUGUUGAUCCAUUAAAUAUUUUUAUAAUUUA